GGGGGGCGGUCGCUCGCUCGGUCGCUCGCUCGCUCGCCCGCGCGUCCUUGGCUGCCGGCGGGCGAUGCGCUUCCUCCGCUGAAGGCUCCGCGGGGCCGAACCGGCAGGAUGACGGUGGAGUUCGAGGAGUGCAUCAAGGACUCGCCCCGGUUCCGGGCAACCAUUGAUGAAGUGGAAACAGAUGUGGUGGAGAUAGAAGCGAAGCUUGACAAGCUGGUGAAGCUCUGCAGUGGGAUGAUUGAAGCGGGCAAAGCCUACAUCACCACCAACAAGCACUUUGUCAGCGGGGUCCGGGACUUGUCACAGCAGUGCAAGAAGGAUGAAAUGAUUUCGGAGUGCCUCGACAAAUUUGGAGACAGUCUGCAGGAAAUGAUUAACUAUCACAUGAUCCUGUUUGACCAGGCUCAGAGGUCAGUCCGGCAGCAGCUGCACAAUUUUGUGAAAGAUGAUGUCCGGAAGUUCAAGGAAACCAAGAAGCAGUUUGACAAGGUGCGAGAGGACAUGGAGAUUUCGCUAGUGAAGAAUGCUCAGGCACCUCGUCACAAGCCCCAUGAAGUGGAGGAGGCAACAGGCACCUUGACCAUAACCAGAAAGUGUUUCCGGCAUCUGGCCCUAGACUACGUGUUGCAGAUCAACGUCCUGCAGGCCAAGAAGAAGUUUGAAAUACUGGACGCGAUGCUGUCCUUCAUGCAUGCCCAGUACACCUUCUUCCAGCAAGGCUACAGUCUUCUCCAUGAACUGGAUCCCUACAUGAAGAAACUAGCCACAGAGCUGGACCAGCUGGUGAUUGAUUCUGCAGUGGAGAAGAGGGAGAUGGAGCACAAGCAUGCCCUGAUACAGCAGAGGGACUUCUCCUAUGAUGACUCAAAAGUGGAGUUUAAUGUUGAUGCCCCGAAUGGAGUGGUGAUGGAAGGCUACCUCUUCAAGAGAGCUAGCAAUGCUUUCAAAACAUGGAAUCGGAGGUGGUUCUCCAUACAGAACAGUCAGCUGGUCUACCAGAAGAAGCUAAAGGAUGUCCUCACAGUAGUGGUGGAAGACCUGCGGCUCUGUACCGUCAAGCCGUGUGAAGACAUAGAGAGGAGGUUUUGCUUUGAGGUCGUCUCACCUACCAAGAGCUGCAUGCUGCAGGCUGACUCGGAGAAGCUGCGUCAGGCCUGGAUUCAGGCUGUUCAAGCCAGCAUUGCAUCUGCGUACCGGGAGAGUCCUGACAGCUACUAUAUUGAGAGGCUGGACCGGACUGCUUCCCCAUCAACCAGCAGCAUUGAUUCUGCUACCGACUCCCGGGAGCGCAGUGUGAAAGGAGAGUCCAUCUUGCAGAGAGUGCAGAGCAUCGCUGGGAAUGACCAGUGCUGUGACUGUGGUCAGCCGGAUCCUCGCUGGGCCAGUAUCAACUUGGGCAUUCUGCUGUGCAUUGAGUGCUCCGGUAUCCACAGGAGUCUGGGUGUUCACUGCUCCAAGGUCCGAUCUCUCACACUGGACUCCUGGGAGCCAGAGUUACUGAAACUGAUGUGCGAGCUGGGGAACAGUACCAUGAAUCAGAUUUACGAGGCACAAUGUGAAGAGCUGGGACUUAAGAAACCAACAGCAGGGAGCUCCAGGCAGGACAAGGAAGCCUGGAUCAAGGUGAAGUAUGUGGAGAAGAAAUUCCUGAAGAAGCUGCCAAAUGGGGAGACCCUAACAGAGAAUGAACGAAAACCUCGACGCUGGUGUGUGAAGAAGUGCCAGAGAAACAACAGCACCACGAAAGCACCCACGGCUCGUAGAAAGUACCGCCAUGAUGCAGGCAAUGCGUCACCAGCCAUGUUGUCGUCAGCAGCUACACUGGAGAGGAAGUUCCGUCGAGAUUCCCUCUUCUGCCCUGAUGAACUGGACUCUCUCUUCUCCUACUUUGACACUGGUGCUGGCUCCGGCCCACGCAGUGCCAGCCACAUCUCUAUGCAGCAUCCGCUAACAGGUGGCCCAUGGAGUGGCAGUGGCAUUGGUCCCGGUGGGAGCGGUACGCCGUUCCUCCUGGACGGAGGUCUGAGCAGUGACAGCGGACUUGGAGGAAGCACAGAUGGCAGCACUGAUGUCCUGGUGUUUGGCUCCGUGGUGGACAGCGUGACAGAGGAAGAAUGCGAGGCUUCAGAGGAGUCAAGCGGUGAAGCAGAGAUUGAACAGGAAGCAUCGGACUUGGAGGACCUGAGGGAGCUGCAUCCUGGCUUGUUGAUCUACAAGGCAGCGCAAGCCCGGAACCUGCCUCUCAUGGCAGAAGCACUCGCACACGGUGCUGAGAUCAACUGGGUGAACGAUGAAGAUGAAAACAAAACUCCUCUGAUUCAGGCUGUGAUGGGGGGUUCCUUGAUAGCCUGUGAAUUCCUGCUGCAGAACGGGGCAGAUGUUAACCAAAGAGAUACCCGAGGCCGAGCUCCCUUGCAUCAUGCCACGUACCUAGGGCACACUGGUCAGGUCUGCUUGUUCCUCAAGCGAGGGGCGAAUCAGCAUGCGGUGGAUGGCGACGGGCAGGACCCGCUCAGCAUUGCCGUCCAGGCAGCCAAUGCAGACAUAGUUACCUUGCUGCGUCUGGCUCGAAUGAACGAGGAAAUGCGAGAAGCAGAGGGGCCCUUUGGACAACCAGCCCACAGCUUGAAUUGUAUGGCAGUGAAUGCACUGGAAUGCCACGUAAAUGCUCUGCAUUUUUGUUUGGGAUUCUGUGACACUGUCUUGUGAUACUGCGACUUCAGGGGGCUCAGGCAGAAGGCCGGGGUGAAGGUGAUGGGCUCAAAUCACCCCCCCAGCCUCCCCGUUCGUGUUUCUUUGGAGUACCCGAAUCCGUUAAUGCUUGAUAUGUUAUGAGCUGUGCCGAUGGCUGUCCUCUAAAAGGAGACCUUGCACUAGAUGAAAAUAUCAAUCCUCCUGCACGUGGACCACCCUUUCCCACGUACCACAGCACAAUCCUUCCCCCCGCUCCCCCCCUGGCCCCCGGCCUUCUCCCGUACUGCGCGUCUGUGGCAGAAAAAUAAAAGAAGAAGAAGAAAAGAAAGCCUGGCCUGGCCUCAUGAUUUCUACCAUGCUCAGCACGGAAAAUAAAUGCAGAAAAACAAAAUUGUGGGAUAACCUCUGUUUUCCCCUGGAGGGACAAACAGACCCCAGUUAAUGAGUCCGGGCAGGCUCCUGGACGCAGUGGAGGAGUUGAAUUGGAAGGGUACUUUGAAAUCAGGAGCAUCACAGUCGUUUGAGGCAUUCAUGGAAGGAGAGCUGGGUGGUCUUACAGUAGAUUUAUAAGCACAGAGCUCGGGAGACGCGUGGCUUCCCCCCACCCUCUUACUGACUCCCACUGCCCCCCCCUUUAUUUUCCUGCCUUUCUGUUUCUGUCUAAAAUGGAGACUCUGGUCUCGCCCGGCCUCACAAGGAUGAACACACUGAAGACUAAAAUGCGGUUACAGAAACCCAGAUGUCCAAAAGCCAGUCUCUUUCUUUCUUUAGGCAACGAGGAUUAAACGCUCAACUAUCUUCCAAAAUCUGGGACUGAUGCUCUACUACAACAGGAGGAUUCUCGUAACUGGAGUUGUAUCUGUGUUCCCAGAACAAAUGUUUCACCGGUGUGCAGGAGGAUCACUGGUCUCACUGAACGAGGGUAUAUUAACGAUUUUACCAACACGGUCAGGCUCCUGGCAGGAGGUAAUCGCAAUUCUCUGGCCCAUUACUCGAGUGCCACUUUGUCACCAUCCCACUGCCGUCAAAACUAAGGAUCAAAGCGGAGAAGUCGCGGCUGCUCCCUGGUCUCUGCACCAGAACUCGGCCAGUUCGGCGCUUCCCUGCUGCUGCCAGGCUUGUUUCACAGUUCGACUGAAUAAACCCCGGAGAGAGGAGUCUUUACGGUCCUCGUGGAAAAUCUACCUGGUUUCUUUGCAGCGUAUAAGGGUGGGCUUGGGGUUUUUUCUCCUCCCAGAAAGGGAGUACGUUUUAUUCAGGGCAGCUGGGGAGGAAUAGGUGGCGGGGGAGCAGUGGCGAUGCCGGGGUGAUGCACAGCGAAUGAGCGGCACUGUGGGUCCCGGGGGGGCUGUCGCCGGUGUUGGGGGACGGUGUCUAACGGCAGAAGUCCCUGUAGCAUGGGGAUAUGUGUGUGUGCACAGGACAGCACUGGGGGGGACUGGGAACGGGCUGAGUCCCACCAGUUCAGGAGGGGCCCCAGCGAGCGUGAGCAGAGGCCAACAGGUAGGUCACGCUGGUUUUGUGGCAGGCACAAAACCGAACGUUUCCUGAGCGUGGCUGUGCCUGAAAAUCAACAGAUCCCGGUCAAAACCUGCCCUGGCGAUAAGGCUCGCGUUAUCAGCCUUUGCCGCCUGCAUGUGGAUGAUGCUGAAUUAAGACGACUAUUAUUCUCGAGACCUUUGGGGCCGGACACUCUUCGUAUACGGGCGAGGGACAAUUGUCACAUCCCGGUGUGCUCGCCCGUGAGCUGGGGUGGGAGGGGACAGCACAGAGGGACCUGUCCCGCCAGCAGCUGGGGGAAGGCUCCUCCAAGGACGUCCCCGGGGCCGGGAAGAUGCCGGGCGAGCGAGGGGACACCCCAGGCCGCCUCUGCCCACGCUCAGCCAGCCGGACACGCGCUCAGAGCACUCUCUCCAGCCAAGUUUGCGAGGAAAUACGAAGUUAGACGGGGUCCUGCUAUGGAAUGGGCUGUACGGAGCCAAGGUUUUGUAUUAGCUUUUCCCUCCGCACCGCACCAACAUUGACAGACGGCGUGCCUAGGAGCCACGCAGCUCGUAGCUGUGGGUCUUCCCUCUCAGUGUCUCUCCAGGACGUGUCUGCUGUCAAACGAAGGGCAGAGGAGCUCUGGAUGAAAGACCGAAGGUAGCUGCACCUCUGUAGGUGAAUACCUGGGAUCUUUCACUUAUCUUUUCCCCUGUGGCUACACGAGUUCAUCACCAGGUAAAACUGCCCAGUCCGUGGCAAAAAAUUGCCCUAGAACAUCAAGUAGCAAACAACACAAGCAGAGAUAUCAUUAAUGGGAUGCGGGUGCCUAAUUAUCUCUAGAAUUGCAGCAUAAAUCUGAAACCACUCCUGCGUGAAGGGAGAUUCUAUCAUGGGACGGCUGCUGGGACACCCGAACCCGUUGCCUUCCCCCGUGGUUUGAGCGGGGCCUUGUCACGGAGAAUCGCCGUUCCCUGAGGGUGCCCUUCGGCAGGCGGUUGUUUGGUUCCAGCGCAGGCGCGCCGAUGUCGUACCUGCCACAACACGCUCUGAAAAGUCUGGCUGCCGGAAGAGAAGCCAGAAAAGCGGUCAAUGAAUGACCCUUCUCCCUGUUCCCGGCUGAACAAUGUCUCCAGCAAACCGCUCUCGAGCCCCGUGUUCCCGGCCACCCGAAGCUCUGCUGGUGCCCAAGCGGCACCGAGGAAGGACCUUCGCGUUUCAGAGCACUCGGCUGCCGGAAUAGCUCUCGCCUUCGAGUCUUAACAGUCUCCUCUGCUGUCUCUUGGGCUUUGGGAAAAAAGUGCCAAUAAUAUUGAAAGGGAGGAAUUAUCCCAAAAGGGAGGAAUUAUCCCAAAUCUGAUUGUGAAGGAAGAGUCCUGAGAGCAUGUUGACGUGCGCAAAGCUCAUGAAUACUCCUGUUCUUAUUAAACACAGAAUGGAAAGGCAAAACAGGACCCUCUGAGGCAGGGCAAGGCUCAAGAGCUGGGCUCCGUCUCUGCCGCACGUAGAGCCGUCUCUUACGCCCAGGUGAGAGUCACGAGCUCUCAGAGAAAACGGCCUGAUGCCCCAGGACCUCCGUGGGUGGGAAGUCGCAAAGCAAAGCAAAAAUAUUGGGACUAACGCCUCUUCCUGUG
Messenger RNA from Chroicocephalus ridibundus (black-headed gull), 5810 nucleotides. RefSeq names its product ArfGAP with coiled-coil, ankyrin repeat and PH domains 3 (gene ACAP3). The transcript has 25 exons. Gene Ontology annotation, cellular component: cytoplasm. NCBI's taxonomy places the organism in Eukaryota, Metazoa, Chordata, Aves, Charadriiformes, Laridae. The coding region runs from base 109 to 2709 and encodes 866 amino acids. The record is from RefSeq and is a predicted model, not a curated record. Gene Ontology annotation, molecular function: protein binding; GTPase activator activity.